GAAUCAUGCAUGCUUUGGUGCCCAGUUCCAGACUUUAUCUGGCACCUGUCAGGGAUGAAGAAGCGGAGUCUCAGAGGAGAGCCAAAUCACGUCAUGCCAGACAAACCCGCAGGUCAACGCAGGGUGUAACUCUGACAGACCUGAAAGAUGCACAGAAACUCAACAGCCGCUCAGAGGAAUCCCUAUUUGAUGGAAAUGUGGAGGACCGAGCAACCGAAACCAAAAUUAGCCCAAGGUGGAGCAACACAGAUGAGCAGGGGAACAUCAGAUCCAAGUUACAAAGUGUUGCUGAGUAUACAGAAGCCUGCUGUUGGCCUUCGUCCACUAUUACAGACACAAACGCCAUUAGAGCUGGUGGAAGAAAGUGGAUGGAUGAAAAUCAGAACCUCCUUGAGGAAGAAGAGCAGUUCACAGUUACAAAACCCAGGAGCAGACAACGUGGAUGGGAUGAAUCAGACCGUGCGUUUUCAGAGCAUGACAGACUGUCAAGAUUUGACUCCAGUGGCGAGAAUGUGCCUGACAGACUGGGCAUCACCAGUUCCUACACUCGGAGGGAGACCAGGCUAGGUUCUUUCAACAAGCAGGACCAAGACACCACAAGCAAAGAUUAUAAGAAAAUGUAUGGAGAGGCACUACAGGAGAAUGAACGUCUCAAAUCCAGGUUGCAGGACAGCAAACAAGAACUUGUCAAUAUUCGUUCCCAACUAGAUAAACUGGCUCACAGUCAAGAAAGACUAGAAGAGAAAUCGACUAUGCUUGAAUCAGAGAAAAAGGAAAAACAGGCCCUUGAAAAACGAGUGUCUGGCAUGGAAGAGGAAAUGAAGACUUUCCCCGCUCUGGCUCAGGCACAAACCUUGCGGAGCGUCAACGAGCGCCUCCUGGCCGAGAACAGAGCUUUGCUGCGUGCCCUCGCCCGCCUCUCUGAGACGGCCUCCAUACCGGAGACAGAGGACCUCUGAACUCACCUGACCUCCUUUCAUUCCCUUUCUCAGCAAUAUAACACUCCUUAUGGUGCCUCUACAGGCCCUUCCUCUGCUAUGUUCCUUUCAGGCAGGUGUGCACACCACCGCAUAAUCUACCUCCUUCCUUUCCUUUGCAUAUUACUCUAUUUUUAUCUCUUUUGCUUUAAUAACUUAAUAAGUUUUAAAACUUGCUCUAGUAUCAAUAUCAUGUACGUAAGUACACCUCUGCAUAACAUUGUUUUCUUUUUAAUAUUAAAGAAGAAAGUAAUAUUGAUCAACUUACAAUAAAGUGUAAAGAAAAAAAUAACACAUCCAUACUGUAAAAAUAUAAAAAAUAUAUAUAAAAAAUAUAGAUACAUUUUUGACAGUUUGAUACGGAAAAAUUAAAUUUAAUAAAAUCAAUACACAAUAAUAAAUUCAAAUUGAUUAGCAACAUGAACCCACAAGGACAAUAUGAAAAACAAUUAGACUGAAAAAAAAAAAAAAAAAAGAAUAGAACAAAAACGACAAUGUUAUUGGACAGAGAGACAGUGUAUUUUUUUUUUUUUUUUUGCUGCAGGCAGUAUCAGCUCCUUUCUUAUGGUGUGGGGUUAUUUUGCACUGAGCAACUUGGUAUGCCACCUUUAAUGAUGCUGACAGUGCUUGCUGGGUUACUGGUGUAACACUGACAAAGCGGGAGGAUUGUUGGCAAUAUUCGGCACGUUUUCACUGAACAAAAAAUAUUCCUGCCGUCCACUGCGAACAUUUUUAACAAAGUAAACAGACUGAUCUAUCCCCUCUCCCACUGUACUAAAAGUCAAAGCCAAAUGCUACAUACUCUUCUUCAUAUUUCCUUGUCUUAUCUUUUCAUAUCUCCAGCGUUUUUUGCUGUGUGCUCAUGUUUCGUUAAAAAUAUUGCUCAUACGCUGAAAAUGAGAGCGGCACUACCACCCACUGAGUGGAUAUGCAAUUACACUUUAUUCUAGUACGGCAAAAAAGUAUGUUCACCAAGGUCGCAUGCGCCCCCCUGGGGGGGCCCGCCCCACUAUUUGAGAAAUACUGAGGUAAGAGCACGCGAGAGAAGAAUUAUAGACGCCAUGACUUUAACGAGAUAUUAUCGCGUCCUUGCCUUGUUUCGAUCCAAAAACUCCAUGUCGCAUGUAUCACUGAGUGUCAAAACACAGCUGUGAAUGGCCAAAGCUGGAUUUUUGGGGGAUUUUACGGGUGAAACAUGGUAAUAUAACAAGGGUCGCGAUGCAGAAAUCGCAGACAUCAAGGAGAGGUACACCGCUAACACACUCACCCACCCAUUUUCCCUCACUAAGAGGUGAGCUCUAGCUUAGAGCUGAAUUUAGGCCAGAGACUGGUCGCCAGCCAAUUGGAGUGCACAUAUAGAAAAAGAAACCAUUCACACUCAUAUUCACACCUAAGGAGAACCAUAAUUUAGCAUGAAUGUUUUUU
This is a messenger RNA of Corythoichthys intestinalis (scribbled pipefish), 2402 nucleotides long. RefSeq names its product protein phosphatase 1 regulatory subunit 12B-like. Gene Ontology annotation, molecular function: phosphatase regulator activity; protein kinase binding; enzyme inhibitor activity. Lineage: Eukaryota; Metazoa; Chordata; Actinopteri; Syngnathiformes; Syngnathidae. Gene Ontology annotation, cellular component: cytoplasm. The record is from RefSeq and is a predicted model, not a curated record. Bases 6 to 959 code for a protein of 317 amino acids. The transcript has 11 exons.